Messenger RNA from Entrophospora candida, 3216 nucleotides. The record is from the annotation of a GenBank genome assembly. Lineage: Eukaryota; Fungi; Glomeromycota; Glomeromycetes; Entrophosporales; Entrophosporaceae.
AUGUCUCAGGCUGUUGCUUCUUCUCCAGUACAUAGUGUUUCGCCUCCCUUGCCACCCCAAAUCCAUUCUCCUGAAUUACCCUUUCCAACAAAACUAACACUUGAGCUAAGAGGAACUCGGUUUGAAAUUGAUCGAGAAAUGUUAAUGAGUCUACCCGAAAGCAUUCUUAUUGUAAUGUUUCCUAAUGGACUUAUGUUGAAUAGAGCUCUAGAUUAUGAAGACGAUGUAGCUGAGGACGAUAAUUCAGUCCAUUCAAUAGACAUAGAGGACCAAAUUGUUGAUGUGGAUUUUGAUCCUUCCUGUUUAGAGUAUAUUUUAAAUUUUUAUAAAACAGCACAAGAAGCAUUUUAUUCUAACCAGGGAAGUACCUCUACAGCAUUCCCACAUAGUCCACAGAAUCCACUUUUAAGUAAACAGGCGAUAAUUGUUUUAAGAGAAGAGUUGGACUAUUUUACCAUACCACCAAAAUCCUCCCAAAAACAUAAUAUAUCGACAGAAGCAACAGGAAAAGGAACUUUGAACAAUACAACAACAGAAACCACAGCUCCUAGUGGCACCAGCAGCAUUACAGCCACAAAUGAAACUAGUGAUAGUGAGCAAGCAAUUGAUAUUUUUGAAUUAAAGACAGAGUGCGGUUCAUAUCUUCUUAAUCAAAAAAAGAUAUUUACAGCGUUACAACGUAAUAUUAAUAAAGAAAAUAAUGUAGCAGAACAGCAUUUGAUAGAUAUGUUAUGUGUUUCAGGCUUUUCAAGAGAUGAUGAAUGGGGAUAUCGUAAUAUUGAACCACUUAAGACGAGUAUCGUUAGUAUUGCAUUAGUAAUGCUUAAAACAACAGGACAGGGUAAUCAAAUGGCAACAGCACAAAAGUUGUUAUUAUUUUGGAGGAAACCGGCUAGAAAAUGCUGGUGGGAUGGAUUAGAAAUUAAAGUUUUUGGUGAUAGAGCCGUACCGAUCCGAUUAUGGUGCAGACGUACAUGGACUUUGGAAUUGGCUUUGUUUUUAGAAUUUAACAACGGCAACAAAAAACAAUCUGAAAAUUAUAAUCAAACCUCGUUGGAACCUUCCAUUAGAAUUGAGAAACCUCCACUGAUGCUUAUAGAAUUAAUUAAUGUAAAUAAAACGGUGAAAGGAAUUUUUGGAAAUGGUUACUUGAAAUUUGGAAAAAUUUACACUUCCUCUUUAAAUUCUAACAAUGGAUCACAAACAAGGGAUUCGCGUACUAGUCUUGAACUAAGGCUUUACAAGUUUGUUGAUGAGUUUCGACUUGAUGAAAUAAAAUUAAAUGCAUUAGCCAAAGAAUAUUAUGUUGAGAUUCAAAUUGAACAUCUUGAACUUCAAGAUCGUGAUUUGUUUGAAAUAUUUAAAAAGCACCCGUCUGAGAUUAUACCAUUACUUGAAUCUGCAAUUAGAACACGUGCUCAAAGGACCUUGAAUAGAGAUGAUAUUCCUACGUUUCAAGCGUUACUUAAAUAUUCUCAAAAAGAGAUUAUUAAUAUGCGUCAAUUGAGUGCAAGUUCUAUUUCUAAUCUUGUCCGAAUCUCUGGCAUUGUAAUAGCUGCUACAAAUUUAACUUCUAAAGCAACACAUAUUCAUAUAAUGUGUAAAACUUGUAGACAUUCAAAAACACUUGUAGUUUCUGGUGGUUUUUCUGGAAUCUCACUUCCUAGAGCUUGUGAUGGUGAUCAAACUGGAGUGGGUCCAAAGGAUUGUGGUUUAGAUCCAUAUGUUGUUUUGCAUGAUAAAUGUUUAUAUGUAGAUCAACAAGUAUUGAAAGUUCAAGAAUGUCCUGAUCUACUUCCAGUUGGUGAUUUACCACGUCACAUAACAGUUCACGUUGACAGAUAUUUGACUGAUAAAGUAGCACCAGGAAAUCGUGUUAAUAUCUUGGGAAUUUAUGAUAUUUAUCAAAACUCUUCUGCAAAGAGACAAAAUCAAAGCAUUGGCACAAGAAUACCUUAUGUAAGGGCACUUUCUAUUGAAUUUGAUGAAAAUCAAAGUGGAACAAAUCAUAAUACAUUUACACACUCAGAAGAAGAAGAAAUGAUUCAAAUGUCUAGAAACCCAAAUUUCUAUAAUAUUUUUACUAGUAGUAUCGCUCCAUCAAUUUACGGAAAUGAAGAUAUUAAGCGUGCCAUAACUUGUUUGCUUUUUGGUGGAAGUAAAAAAAUUUUAGAGGAUGGUAUGCGUCUUAGAGGAGAUAUUCAUGUUUUGUUAUUAGGUGAUCCCGGUACAGCAAAAAGUAAAGGAAGUAGCGCUGCAGGUUUAACAGCAGCCGUUAUUCGUGAUCCUUCAACUGGCGACUUUUAUUUGGAAGCAGGCGCAAUGGUUUUAUCAGACGGUGGUGUAAUUUGUAUAGAUGAAUUUGAUAAGAUGCGAGAAGAAGAUAGAGUAGCUAUUCAUGAGGCAAUGGAACAACAGACUAUAUCUAUUGCUAAAGCUGGUAUAACCGCUGUUUUAAAUACUCGUGCAUCUGUUUUGGCUGCUGCUAAUCCUCAAUUUGGCCGUUAUGAUGACAUGAAAACCCCUGGAGAGAAUAUUGAUUUUCAAACCACUAUUUUAUCAAGAUUUGAUAUGAUUUUUAUUGUUAGAGAUGAAUGUAAUCAACAAAGAGACAUGAAUAUAGCAAGGCAUGUAAUGAAUGUACAUAUGCAUAAGACUCAACCAGAAGCUGAAGGUGAAUUGGAAAUAGUGAAAAUGAAAAAAUAUAUAAGUUAUGCUAAAUUAAAAUGUGCACCACGACUUUCUGAUGAAGCAAUUGAAAAAUUAAGUAAUUAUUUUGUUACAAUCCGUGAUGAUGUAAAACGAUUGGAACAAGAUAGCAGAACGAGAUCUUCAAUACCAAUUACUGUAAGACAAUUAGAAGCUAUUAUUCGUAUAUCAGAAUCUUUAGCAAAAGUUACAUUAUCACCAUGUGUAUCAGAAGAACAUGUUGAUGAAGCAAUGCGAUUAUUUAAAAGUUCAACUGUGAAUGCUUUACAAGUUGGUGAAGUUGAAGGAAUGUCACAUACGGAAAUGUCUAGUCAGGUUCAAGUUGUCGAAAGAGAAAUAAUAAAUCGACUUCCAAUGGGUUCAAGAGCCUCCAUACAACGAUUAACAACUGACCUUGAAAACCAUUUUCCUGCCGUAAUAGUAAAACGCGCAAUAGAUAUACUUAUCAGAAGAGAAAUGAUUCAGUAUGUUAAUCGUGGUAGAAUGAUUUACAGAAUAGGUGGAUAG